Messenger RNA from Coffea arabica (coffee), 1335 nucleotides. RefSeq names its product MADS-box transcription factor 23-like. Lineage: Eukaryota; Viridiplantae; Streptophyta; Magnoliopsida; Gentianales; Rubiaceae. Gene Ontology annotation, cellular component: nucleus. The record is from RefSeq and is a predicted model, not a curated record. Gene Ontology annotation, biological process: positive regulation of transcription by RNA polymerase II. Gene Ontology annotation, molecular function: DNA-binding transcription factor activity; protein dimerization activity; RNA polymerase II transcription regulatory region sequence-specific DNA binding.
CCAGCACAGAUCCAACUACCUCGAAUAUACCAGAUUUGGUUGGUCAACGCCGCAAGUCUCCCAAGUGUUUGCCCAAAGCGGCCGAGUGGAGAGGCAUCUCAUACUCCCGCGAGUGCGACUCGGUGUUAAGGUUAAAAAAUUCCUGCAAUGGCUAUCAGUAUUGGCUUGUGGCUUGGAUGGAGCCUGAUUUCGAGACUGGCAAGGAAAGUUUUACUAGAAAUUUAACACCGUAGAAAAGAAGAUCAGAUGGGGAGAGGAAAGAUUGUGAUCCGUAGGAUCGACAAUUCCACAAGUAGGCAAGUCACCUUUUCAAAGAGAAGAAAUGGUUUGUUGAAGAAGGCCAAGGAGCUAGCAAUUCUUUGUGAUGCUGAAGUUGGAGUUAUUAUCUUCUCUGGCACUGGAAAGCUCUAUGAUUAUGCCAGCACUAGCAGCAUGAAAUCUAUAAUCGAAAGAUACAACAGAAUGAAAGAGGAGCACCACAGACUGUUGAAUCCUGCUUCUGAGAUCAAGUUUUGGCAAAGGGAAGUAGCAAGUUUGAGGCAGCAGCUGCAUUACUUGCAAGAUACCCACAGGAAGCUUCUAGGAGAAGAAUUAUUUGGGUUGAGCGUCAAUGAUCUAGUACAGCUCGAGAAUCAACUGGAGGUCAGUUUGAAAGGAGUCCGCGUAAAAAAGGAGCAGGUUCUAACUGAUGAAAUCAAGCAAUUACAUCGGAAGGGGAAUCAUCUUCAUGAAGAAAAUAUUGAGUUGUACAACAAGGUUAACCUCAUUCAUCAAGAGAACAUACAACUGCAGAAGAAGGUUCAAGAACAAGAGAACAUAAAUAAAUCACACGGGAGCAUAUGUACAACAAAUGUGACCAGCAACAUGAAUGAGUUACAUGUACCAAUGAAUCUCCAGCUAAGCCAGCCGCAUGCACAGAAGAAUGAAGCACCGAAAAAUCCCAUGAAGCUUGGGCUGGAGCUGUACUAGGGAGCAAAGAGUGAUGAAGACUAUCACUCCUAGUGACUGACAUUUGUGAUGAAUGAUGAAUUACAUUACGCAUGAUAGCCCUGAGUUUCAGGUUUCAUUCCAAUCUGUGGGACAGACUUCAAGUUGUUGUAAAUCUAGUUACAGUGCAAAACACAUGGAUUUUAAGUAAGCAUUGAAAUAAGAUCUUGAAGGAUGUCCGAGGUUUGCUGUAACUAAACAUUUUGAUUAUUAAUGCUUGUAAGUUGUGGUACCUGCGGUAGGUCAUGUAAGUGAUUUUUUUUUUCUUGGUUGGUAUUGUCAAGAGUAAAAGUUGUACCAAACUCAAAAUUAACAGCGUUGUGAAAUGUUUCUGUGGCUAUGAUUAAU